AUGGGCGUAACCAUCAUCGGCGCUGGCGUCAUCGGCCUCUUAUCAGCUCUAACUCUGACCGAUGCUGACCACCAAGUGACCAUCGUUGCUCGUGACUUACCUGGUGAUGAAUCCCAAGACUGGGCGAGCCCUUGGGCCGGAGCGGCAAUCUUUCCCCAUCCUGAUGCCAAGGGUCAUUCACUCCAGGUGGAAAGCUUCAAAUAUUUCUGGGCUUUAGCCCAUAGAGAUCCCACAAGUGGAGUCCAAGUGGUCAAAGCGACCGAGUUCUAUAAUGAUCGGGACGACGACUCUGCGGUUUGGUACAAGACUCUCGUACCGCAAUAUCGUCGGAUUACCACGAAAGAACUCCCCAGAGGCGUCAAACUGGGCUUUACAUUCAAGACCAUGACAGUCAACCCCACCAUUUUCCUCCCAUGGAUUCAGAAAGAACUGGAAGCCCGAGGAGUUCGUUUUAUUCGAAAGGAAAUCAAAGACCUCGAGGAAGCAAGGCGUAUCACUGGUAACGAAGUGGUCGUUCAUGCGUCGGGCCUGGGCGCUUUCGACUUAGCCGGCGACAAGGAUGUGGUUGCCGCCCGUGGACAAACCAUGUUCGUGGAAACCGACUUUGACGAGCUGAUGAUGCUCCAAGGAACCCAUUACACCUACAUUAUCCCGCGCAUGCACACGGGUGGUGCAAUUAUUGGCGGGGUGAGCCAGGAAAGAAAAUUAGACCGCGAGGUCGACGACAAAUUGCGAUCCGAUAUUCUUGCUCGGGUGAAAGAUCUCUCUAAAGAACGUCUCGACUCUGUGGAUUUGGAAAAGUCUUCGACAAAAGACAUUGUCGCAUUCCGACCUGGAAGAAAGGGUGGUUACCCGCUUGAAACCGAAGGCAAGGUGGUUCACGCAUACGGGUUUGGCAGCUUGGGGUAUGUCUAUGGAUAUGGAGCAGCUUUGAAAGUCAAAGAACUGGUGGAGUGUGUGAUUAAAAGUCGGGAUGCUUUAAGAAGCCGACUUUAA
Molecule: messenger RNA, 996 nt
Organism: Penicillium cinerascens
Lineage: Eukaryota; Fungi; Ascomycota; Eurotiomycetes; Eurotiales; Aspergillaceae
Product: FAD-dependent oxidoreductase
Exons: 3
Coding region: 1-996 (331 amino acids)
Molecular function (GO): FAD binding; D-amino-acid oxidase activity
Source: RefSeq, a predicted model, not a curated record